Molecule: messenger RNA, 908 nt
Organism: Amoebophrya sp. A25
Lineage: Eukaryota; Dinophyceae; Syndiniales; Amoebophryaceae
Source: the annotation of a GenBank genome assembly
AGAUAAUUAACCUACGCCUUCUACCACUAAAAAAGAAGUGAAGAUGAUUAUCAUCAUUAUGAAAUCUGGCAAAGCAUAAGAAUGAUUUCCAAAAUAUUUACACGGCACGCAAGACGGUAAGUGUGUGGCUGAAUGUCAAAAAGACAAAGAUUAACGUUAUCUAAGUGCAACUUGAUCCUGUUAAGACCGAUCGCGAGACGCAAGAAAGAUGCAUUUCUCACACGGGCGACGCUUUCUAGGCGACAAGAAACGCGAGGAUUCCUGUGCUUCUUCGUAUUUUCGUGUCUUUGGGGUAGUUGUUCUUGUUUACUUGUGUUUAUUGCUGGACCUUGAGUUGAUUGCUUCGGGACUAAAGUGGUCUGGCGCUGCUCCUAGUGGACAAGGGAACUAUUUGUGGCCGCGGAACAGCUAUGCCGGAUCAUCUAACACUCCGCAACCACCUAUCACAGGGGAGCUAAAUCUUGCCAUCACCAUCAAGGCUGUUGUCAACGCGCGGCCGACAGCUACAGCUGGUGCAGUUGGCGGUGCUGCACAUCAGGGUGCUACGGCAGUAGGAACUGGAGGUACAAUCGGUGAGGGAUCGGGUGCUGCGGUAGGCGCGCGUCCCGCCCAUCGUGACUCUGUUAUUCUUCCGAUUACGACAUCGGCGUGACCAGGCGAGCCGAUACCACAGUCUACACAAAUCCGCGAGCUUGAUUUGCUCCUCCAUAAUGAUAGAACGGCAAAACAAGAGACCGGAAUUACUGCAAACAAGAGCUGGAGUUACACAGGCACUGGCCAGGCUACAACUUCAGAAGGAGGUGUGAAGUUUGUAAAAUUCGCCUGGCCCUCUGCUGAUAGUAUCUCGUAUAAGCUAUAUCGAAUUGCGAGCUUCGAGAAGUUCUGCACUCCUUGCCCGAGAGUCUGGC